Nerophis lumbriciformis (worm pipefish) is the source of this 2385-nucleotide messenger RNA. Its product is annotated as probable vesicular acetylcholine transporter-B. Lineage: Eukaryota; Metazoa; Chordata; Actinopteri; Syngnathiformes; Syngnathidae. Gene Ontology annotation, cellular component: terminal bouton; membrane; AP-1 adaptor complex. Gene Ontology annotation, biological process: xenobiotic transport; transmembrane transport; chemical synaptic transmission. The record is from RefSeq and is a predicted model, not a curated record. Gene Ontology annotation, molecular function: acetylcholine transmembrane transporter activity; xenobiotic transmembrane transporter activity.
UCUGCGUGGAAAGAGAGAAGGAGGAGGGUGGCCAGGAGCAAAACUCGCGCGUUAAUGUGCUCCAAUGGCCAGGAAGGCAGCGCCCACGCUGUCAGAGCCGCGCGCCAAAGUUCCACAGGUGGAGAAGGCUGCGAGGAUGGAAGUCUGCCGGCGUCCCAGCCGCGAAAAGCCCGCCUGCACGGUGCUCAGUGCCGCGUAAAAAGACCCAGAUGGCUGCGAUCUUCGCUUUUACGCACGGGCGCGGUGAGGACGGCGGCGUCCAGGUAUGACGCGUGAGCGGCGCUGAGAGAAAAAGCACAAUUUUUUUUCUUUUUUUCUGAAAAAGACGCACAAUGAAUCCUGAGCGCGGACCGUCCGGGUUGGCCGUCAAACUGUCCGAGAUGGGUGCGCGCACCAAGCAGCUGGGCACCGCCAUGCGCGACCCGCACCAGCAGCGGCGCAUCAUCCUGGUGAUCGUGUGCGUGGCGCUGCUCCUGGACAACAUGCUCUACAUGGUCAUCGUGCCCAUCAUCCCGGACUACCUGGCCGACCUGGAGAGCGAGCAGGCGGAGCACGUCCACGUCGUGCUGCACCCUAACGGCACCGGCAACGGCACCAGCCCGCAGGACGCGGCGCGCAUCCGCAACAACCUGGACAUCCAGAUCGGGGUUUUAUUCGCCUCCAAGGCCAUCCUGCAGCUCCUCGUCAACCCGCUCAGCGGCACCUUCAUCGACCGCGUGGGCUACGACAUCCCGCUCUUGAUCGGCCUGACGGUCAUGUUCCUGUCCACCUGCAUCUUCGCCUUCGGGGAGAACUACGCCACGCUGUUCGCGGCGCGCAGCCUGCAGGGGCUGGGCUCGGCGUUCGCGGACACCUCCGGCAUCGCGAUGAUCGCCGACAAGUACACGGAGGAAGGCGAGCGCAGCCGGGCGCUGGGCAUCGCGCUGGCCUUCAUCUCCUUCGGGAGCCUGGUGGCGCCUCCUUUCGGCGGCGUGCUGUACGAGUUCGUGGGCAAGCGCGUUCCCUUCCUGGUGCUCGCCCUCAUCUGCCUGCUGGACGGCGUCUUCUUCCUGGCCCUCAUCCGGCCCUUCUCCAACAGGACUCGAGAGAACAUGCCGGUGGGCACCCCCAUCUACCGGCUCAUGAUCGACCCCUACAUCGCGGUGGUGGCGGGCGCGCUGACGGUGUGCAACAUCCCGCUGGCCUUCCUGGAGCCCACCAUCUCCAACUGGAUGGAGACCACCAUGCACUCCAAGCAGUGGCAGAUGGGCCUCACCUGGCUGCCGGCCUUCUUCCCGCACGUCCUCGGCGUCUACAUCACCGUCAAGCUCGCCGCGCGUCACCCCAACCUGCAGUGGUUCUACGGCGCCCUGGGCAUGGUCAUCAUCGGGGCCAGCUCCUGCACGGUGCCGGCGUGCAAGACCUUCGAGGAGCUCAUCGCCCCGCUCUGCGGCAUCUGCUUCGGCAUCGCGCUGGUGGACACGGCGCUGCUGCCCACGCUGGCCUUCCUGGUGGACGUGCGCCACGUCUCCGUCUACGGCAGCGUGUACGCCAUCGCGGACAUCUCCUACUCGGUGGCGUACGCCAUGGGCCCCGUGGUGGCCGGCCAGAUCGUGCACAACCUGGGCUUCGUGCAGCUCAACCUGGGCAUGGGGCUGGUCAACGUGCUGUACGCGCCCGCGCUGCUGCUGCUGCGCAACGUGUGCCAGAUGCGGCCGUCCCACUCGGAGCGGGACACGCUGCUGGAGGAGGCUCCGCAGGGGCUCUACGACGCCAUCCGCCUGGAGGAGCGGCGCGCCAAGAAGAAGAAGCCGGGCUACCGCGCGGCGGGGAACUGCCUGCCCGUGGACGAGAACGGCUUCGACGCGUACAGGGCGCAGCAGCAGCGGUCGCCCUCCGAGGAGUCGUCCGGCGCGGAGUUCACCUGAGGCGGGCGCGCCUCACCAAAAGACGCCCCCCACCCCCAUCAUCUCAAUUAAUGCAGUGUUUUUCAACCAAUUCUUUCCAAAUCAUAAAAAAAUACAAAUAAAUUGCUGGAUUGAAAAUUUAACUCAUAACCAACCGUGCAUGACUGAUGAACAUUAUCCGAAAAUAUAAAUAAAGACAGAAUAUUAACCCGUGUAAAAAAAUAAAUAAAAACCCCCAAUGACAUUAUGAUUUGUAAAUUUUUUUUUUCUAGAAUGUCCUUUGUUCUAUUUUCAAACAAAGAAAACAAUCUGAAGUUGUCUUUAUUUUUAAGUUAUCGUGCCGUGAUUUUGAGUAGAUUUUUUUUCUCUAUCUAAAAAUGAGUUUGGCACCCCUGAUCGACAUCAUUAAUAUGAUUUGCCUGAGUGGCUGGACAGCACAUAUUUAUUAAAAAAAAUAAAAAUAAAUAAUAAUAAAAAAAAGUCAGUUACUUUUGUCAUC